This is a messenger RNA of Chinchilla lanigera (long-tailed chinchilla), 1588 nucleotides long. Its product is annotated as proline-rich protein 2-like. The record is from RefSeq and is a predicted model, not a curated record. Lineage: Eukaryota; Metazoa; Chordata; Mammalia; Rodentia; Chinchillidae. The transcript is spliced from 6 exons. The coding region runs from base 1 to 1398 and encodes 465 amino acids.
AUGCCGGUGGUGCCGUCGGACGGGCCUGGGGGGCACGAAGCCCAGAAGAGGCGCUUCGAAGCUGAGGUCUCCCCUCCAACCGCACCCUCCAAGGCCCCACAUCGCAGGAGGCAAGGACAUGAGGCGGGCCCCCUCCCUCCAGGAGGAGCCCUGCUCCGGGCCGCUGUCACCCAGCAGUGGCCUCAGCAGACCACGGGAGGCGGCGGCACAGGGACGGGGAGCAGUUCCAAGGCGGGGUGGCAGGCUUCCCGGGGUUGUGCGGUGGAUUCAGGGUCCCCGCCGCGCCGCCCCGCGCUCUCGCCAGCGGCGGAGCGCUCAGACCUCCCCGUGGCCGCCUCGCCCUGGGUGGGACCCCCAGACUCGUGUGGGCCCCGGAUGGGCACCGUUGGGGGCGCAGGUGAUGGGGGGCGUCCGGCAGGGAGAGCAGCCCUCGCCCAGACCGCCGCCGGUGUGCCCCUCCCUCCCAGCUGUCAGCCCAGGGGUCUGAAGGAGGCAGGCGGGCGACACCUGGGGUGCAGCCACGUGACAACGGAAGCCGGCGUUGAGGGAGCCGAUUCCCGCCCCCGGGGAGCGCCUCCCGCUUCCCGGAUCCCCGAGUGCGGGGACUCCAGGGAUUCCCAGCGCCGGCAAACCGAGCCCGGCCCUGGGGGACAGCUUGGGAAAACCCUGGCAGGACGCUGGAAGCGGGGAGAGUUCAGAUACCGGCGGUCAGCCCGUCCUGGUCUCGGGCUUCCUGUCCUCGGUGGCGCUCCUGGGUACACGGUGUCCUCUCCAAGCUUCGGCUGCUUCCUCCAGCCACAGAAUGGUCCUUCCGAGUCCCUGGGGCCUGAGAGAAGCACAGAGAAGGGACAGCACGAGCCCUCAAGGGAAAUUCCUCGCCCGCUGCGCCACGCCCGCCCUAGAGGACCUCCCGAGCUCUCUGGCAGAGCCCAGGCCAGACACAGACAGGGACUCCGAAGUGACAAUCCCCAGCUCCGUGUGGGCCCGGGGCCCCUGAAGGGCAGGGGGUCACGCCGCGGGAGGGGAGCUCCCACGGCCCCAGAGCUGAGCGGGCGCUGGGACACAGCGCUUCUGGGGGGAGGUGAGGACCCCGCGCUGUACGCGGCUUUUGCCCCUGCUGCUGCUUCCUCCAGUCAGCAGGACAGAGACCCCCUCCCCAGGCCCCCAGGCCCCCAGCUUCCUGCUCCGGCUGCUGGGAGGCCCUGCACCCACACAUACCCCUCCCAGCACCCCCAGAGGACCAGCUGCAGCCCAGGGGUGCACGGAGCCCUGCCUGCUCUCAGAUCUCCACCCUGUUCUUGGCCCCCUACGCUGAGCUGCUUCGAGUUUGCAAGCAAAACAGGACUCUGCUUCUGCUGCGCAGUGGCGGCCGGCUGUACCGCCUGGGGUUCCUUCUAGCCGGGAUACGAGGAAAGCACAUUUCUCUGCUAGUCCCACCGGGGACAACCCCAACGCCCGCCCGGGCAAGACUCGCCUGGGGAGCCUGGUUUGGAAACCCCCCUCCCAGAAAGGGGAAACGGGUGUUUUCUGUUUCUUCAGCUCACCAGGACAUGGCCUAACAUGGUGGCGCAUGCCUGUGAUCCCAGCA